GGCAUUGCUGGGGCUUGUAACCGAUUUUUUCUUUUACUUUGCAAAAGUUUCUGAUGGGCGGAGCAUCUAGUAAUCCCUUUCAUUCCCAAACUGUGUCUCACUUCCUGCUCUAAUCACAACUUUUAGCAGAAGAGCAGCUGACAUAGUGUAAGCAGUGUCGGCUCUUAAAUGUGCCCCUAAACGAUCCUCAAAAUGAGAUUUCCAGCACAGAUUGUUUGGCUUAUGUGGUGGACUGUUUGUGUUGCAGAAGAUUGUAAAGGACCUCCUCCAAGAAAACAAACUGAAAUUUUGUCAGGUGUCUGGUCUGAACAAAACUAUCCAGAGGGAACUCAGGCUAAAUAUAAAUGCCGACCUGGAUAUAUAACUCUUGGAUCUAUUGUAAUGGAAUGCAAGAAUGGAGAAUGGGUGGCUCUUAAUCCACUGAAAAUAUGUGAGAAAAGGCCCUGUGGACAUCCUGGAGAUACAUCUUUUGGUACUUUUCAACUUGAAAGAGGAGAAAAGUUUGAAUAUGGUGCAAAGGUUGUUUACACAUGUAAUGAGGGGUAUCAGAUGCUAGGUAGCAUCAAUUUCCGUGAGUGUGAAUCUGAUGGAUGGACCAAUGAUGUUCCUAUAUGUGAAGUUGUUAAGUGUUUACCAGUGACACAUCCAGAGAAUGGGAGAUUGACCAGUAGCGCAUUGGAACUAGACAAGGAAUAUACUUUUGGACAAGUAGUACGGUUUGUGUGCAAUUCAGGCUUCAUGCUUGUUGGGCCUGCAGAAAUACGUUGCUCAACAAAUGGUGUUUGGAGUGGAGAAAGCCCAAAAUGUGUGGAAAUUUCCUGCCAAAAGCCAGAAAUCGCAAAUGGAAAUGCUGCAUCUCUGAAGAAAACUUACAAGGAAAACGAACGAUUUCAGUAUACAUGUCACCAGGGUUAUGAAUACAGUAGUAAAGGAGAUGCCAUAUGCACUGCAUCGGGAUGGACUCCAACCCCUUCAUGUAAAGAAUUCUUAUGUCCUUCUCCUAAUAUUCAAAAUGGUGACUACACGCCCCAAAGCAUCAGAUACAGAAGUGGAGAUGAAAUCACAUAUAAUUGUAAACCUGGCUUUUAUCCUUCAAACCGAGAAAAAAUGGCAACAUGUACUAAAACUGUCUGGGUACCUCAGCCAAGAUGUGAGAAACGUUGUGAUUUUCCAGAAAUAAAACAUGGACUACUACACAAUGAAUAUAACUAUAGACGAGACUUUCCAGUAUCUGUAGGAAAAAAAUAUUACUAUUCCUGUGACCACAAUUUCGUGACAGAUAAAAAACAGAACGGGGGAUAUAUUCAUUGCACACAAGAAGGAUGGUCACCAGCAGUACCGUGCCGCAGACAAUGUAUUUUUAAUUAUUUGAUAAAUGGAGAAUAUCCAUAUCCAGCAAAAAUGUAUUUCCAAGGUGACUCUGUAAGUGUUAACUGCUAUGCUGGCUACAGUCUUCAAAAUGAGCAGACUGUAAUGACCUGUACAGAAGAUGGCUGGGUGCCUGCUCCCGAAUGCCUUCCUCCUGGGAAUCGUUGUGAUUUUCCAGAAAUAAAACAUGGUAGUCUACACCAUGAAAGUAACUAUAGACAAAACUUUCCAGUACGCGUAGGAGAAAAAUAUUGGUAUUCCUGUGAUCAAAAUUUUGUGACUGUUUCACAAAAGCCCUGGGAAUAUAUUCAUUGCACACAAGAAGGAUGGUCACCAACAGUACCAUGCCGCAGACAAUGUAUCUUCAAUCAUUUGAAAAAUGGAGAGUAUCCAAAACAAGGAGUUAAAUAUUUACAAGGUGAAAAUGUAAGCGUUAACUGCAAUUCUGGCCACAGUCUUCAAAAUGAGCAGACUGUAAUGACCUGUACAGAGGAUGGCUGGUUCCCUCCUCCUGAAUGCAUUCCUCUCAAAACAUGUUCAAAAUCAGAGAUAACAAUUGAAAAUGGAUUUUUUUCUGAAUAUGAACCUACAUAUUCCUUAAAUAAAGAAACACAGUAUCAAUGUAAACCACGAUAUGUAACACCAGAUGGUAAAACUUCAGGAUCGGUUACAUGUCUGGAAAGUGGAUGGUCACCUCAACCCACAUGUAUUAAAUCUUGUGACAUGCCAGUAUUUGAGAAUGCCAAAGCCAAAAGCAAUGUCACGUGGUUUAAACUCAAUGACAAGUUGGACUAUGAAUGCCACGAUGGAUACAAAAGCCAAGAUGGGCGCGCAGGUUCAAUAGUGUGUGGGAACAAUGGUUGGUCUCAUAAACCAAUAUGUUAUGAAAUAGAAUGCAAGAUUCCUGAAAUCGAAGAUAACUUAAAUAUUCAGCCUAAAGAAGACAAAUAUAAAGUCGGAGAUGUGUUGAAAUUUUUCUGCACACAAAGACUUAAAAGAGUUGGACCAGAUUCAGUUCAGUGUUACGACUUUGGAUGGUCCCCUAAUCUUCCAACAUGUAAAGAGCAAACAAAACAGUGUUCUCCACCUCCUCAACUCCUUAAUGGGAAAGUUAAAGAAACACAGAAAGAAAACUAUGAACACAACGAUUUGGUGGAAUAUGUGUGCAAUCCUAGAUUUCUGAUGAAGGGUUUUAAUAAAAUUCAGUGUGUUGAUGGACAGUGGACAGACUUGCCUGUUUGUAUUGAGGUGGAGACUACAUGUGGAGAUAUACCAGAACUUAAUUACGGCUACGCUGUUCAGACUUCUAACCCUCCCUAUCACCAUGGAGAUUCAGUGCAGUUCAAUUGCAGAGAAGGAUUCACAAUGAUUGGACAGAAAUCAAUUACAUGUAUAAGAGGAUUAUGGACCCAACUUCCUCAGUGCAUUGCAACAGAUGAACUUCAGAAGUGUAAACACAGCUUAACUAUACGUGAGGUAAAUCCAUUGAAGACCGAAUUUGAUCAUAAUGAGAACAUAACUUACAAAUGUAGAGGAAAAUUAGAACAGAAACACUCAACGUGCAUAAAUGGAAGAUGGGAUCCUGAACUAAACUGCACAGAAGUACAAAUGCAGUCAUGCCCACCUCCACCUCAGAUUCCCAAUGCUCACAAUAUGGCAACGACGGUAAAUUAUCAGGAUGGAGAAAAAGUAUCUGUUGUCUGUCAAGACAAUUAUAUAAUUCAGGAUGCAGAGGAAAUCGUGUGCAAGGAUGGAAGAUGGCAGUCCAUACCACACUGCGUUGAAAAAAGCCCAUGUCCUCAACCACCUCAGAUAGAACAUGGAACCAUUAAAUCAUCUCAAUUUUCAGAAGAGAUGGACGAAACAUUGAAACCUGAGUUUUAUGUACAUGGCACCAAAUUAAAUUACAUUUGCGAGGAUGGUUUCAGGAUAUCUGGAAAAGAUGAGAUAACGUGCCACAUAGGAAAAUGGAGUUCUCCACCUCGGUGUGAAGGACUUUCCUGUGCGCCACCACACUUGAUUCCACAUGGUAUUCUAUCUCACGUAUCAGACAGUUACCAAUAUGGAGAAGAAGUAACAUACAAAUGCACCAAAGGUUUUGAGAUUAAUGGACCUGCAUUCAUAAGAUGUUUAGGAGGAAAAUGGUCCCAUCCACCAGAGUGCAAAAACACGGAUUGUUUUAGCUUACCCGACUUCGGUAAUGCCACACCCAUAGGCCAGAAGAAGACGUUAUAUAGGUCAGGAGAAAAAGUGACUUAUAAAUGUCCAAAUAAUUACCUUUUGGAUGGACCAAAUACUAUCCAGUGUAUUAACAGCCAAUGGAUAGGAAAGCCAAUAUGCAGAGAUAUUUCCUGUGGGAAUCCACCCAGAGUGAAAAAUGCUAUUAUACUGGAUGAGAUGUCUAAGUAUCUACCUGGUCAGAGGGCACGUUAUGAAUGCAUCAUACCUUUUUACCUGGUUGGGGGCAGAGAAGUGACAUGUUCAAAUGGGAACUGGACACAACCACCUCAGUGCCUAGACCCUAAAGAAAAAUGUGGGCCCCCUCCGGCUAUUGACAAUGGAGACAUGACCACAUUCCCAACAUCAGAAUAUGCUCCAGGGUCAUCUGUUCAGUACCAGUGCCAGUCCUUGUAUGUGCUUGAGGGAAACAAGGUCAUCACAUGCAGAUAUGGACAGUGGUCAGAACCGCCAAAAUGCUUGGAUGUUUGUAUGGUAUCAGAAGAAACCAUGAGAAAACAUAACAUACAAUUAGGAUGGUCUUCUAAGAAAAAGAGAUAUUUCCAAACAAGGGAAACUGUUCAAUUUCAAUGUAAAUCUGGAUAUCGUAGACAGACAUCACAACAAACAUUCCAAGCAACCUGUUGGGACGGGAAACUGACCUAUCCUGUUUGUGUAUAAAACAUGGUUAAGAUGCAGUCCUAAAAUUAAAACAUGUACAUUUAUUCAAAUUUUUCAUGCUUAUUUUGUCAGGUAUUGUUAAACUCCUUUAUAUUCAUAUCAGAAUUUGUGUUAAAUAUUUCAUGGAUGAUGUAAUUAUAAUCUGAGAAGUGAAUAAAUCACUUCUUAAAAGCACUUCAUUAAAACUUGGCAAACCAAAA
Molecule: messenger RNA, 4466 nt
Organism: Lynx canadensis (Canada lynx)
Lineage: Eukaryota; Metazoa; Chordata; Mammalia; Carnivora; Felidae
Gene: CFH
Product: complement factor H
Exons: 24
Coding region: 193-4266 (1357 amino acids)
Source: RefSeq, a predicted model, not a curated record